Messenger RNA from Truncatella angustata, 1635 nucleotides. RefSeq names its product cytochrome P450. The coding region runs from base 1 to 1635 and encodes 544 amino acids. Lineage: Eukaryota; Fungi; Ascomycota; Sordariomycetes; Amphisphaeriales; Sporocadaceae. The record is from RefSeq and is a predicted model, not a curated record. Gene Ontology annotation, molecular function: heme binding; iron ion binding; monooxygenase activity. The transcript has 4 exons.
AUGGAUUUACCGUAUGUGAUCAGUCCUGUCGGGGAGAAUGAUUUCGCAUGGCUGGUGCUUCAACGAUUCUUGGGGUCUUUCCUUGAAACGCUGCCCUUUGGACUUGGAAGGUUCGUCAGGUACACAAAGCGGGGAUGGAAUUGGUCGGACAAGAACAAGGCACACAAGGAGCUGGGAAAGGUCUUCAUCGUUGUCUCACCAUCAGGAAAUGAUUUACAUGUUGGAGAUGCGGCUGCGACUGACUUCAUACUUUCUCGGCGGAAGGAUUUUCUCAAGCCGCUUGAGCUAGCUAAGUUGAUUGAUGUCUUUGGACAGAGUGUGAUCUCGAGCGAAGGAUCUGAUUGGCAACGUCAUCGACGAGUAACCGCACCACCAUUCAACGAGCGGAAUAGUCAACUCGUCUGGGGUGAAGCGCUGCGCCAGUCAGUACAGAUGCUGGAGCACUGGAAUUCGAAGAUCGGGGGGACCAAUGUGACCACUACACUUCGCGACACGGCGAAGCUAGCGCUUAAUGUGCUAAUGUGCGCUGGUUUUGGCAUGACUUACUCGUUUCGCGACUCUCUUGACGACAGGAAGGAUGGGUUUGGCAUGAGUUACCGGGAUGCGCUUGAAACUUGCAUGAGCGAUGUGUUAAUGGUUUUUGUCGUUCCAGCAAGUGUUUUCUCUUUGCCCUGGCUCCCGAAAAAGCUAACAAAAUACAAAAUGGCGGUAGCUGAUUUAAAACGCUAUCUGCAAGACAUGGUUGCUGCGGCAAAGGUUAAAGCGAAAGAACAUGGAUCGACUGACGCCGAUCUGCUCAGCAACUUGGUGCGCAGGGCCCGUGACGUGCAGAUGGAAAACUCUGAAGACGAAACCCUUUCACAAAACAGUCUGAGCGACUCUGAAAUUCACGGGAAUUUAUUCAUGUUUAGCUUUGCGGGUCAUGAAACUAUGGCAACAACACUGGAGUAUGCGAUAUAUCUCCUUGCCGCCUUUCCGGAAUGGCAGGAAUGGGUAGGAGCCGAGAUUGACGAGGUGUUCAAGGCGCACGAAAGUAUCGAAACGUUGGAUUACGAAGAAUUGUAUCCAAAGCUAAAGCGUUGCCGUGCUGUCAUGUACGAGGUGUUGAGGCUUUACCCACCAGCACUGAAAAUACCAAAAUGGACUGGAAACACACCGGCAACACUGCUGUUAGACGAUCGGGUGAUCACGAUUCCUCCACAUACUCACAUCUAUCCAAAUGUGAUCGCACUGCAGACCAACACUGAAUAUUGGGGCGAGGACUGCAUGUUGUGGAAGCCCAAUCGCUGGAUCCAAUCGAGCUCGAGGCCAUCUACAUUCUUAUCGACGAGAGAAACUCUCGAUUCCGAGGAACUAGUGAACGCUCCGAUCAGAGGCUCGUAUAUACCAUGGGCGGACGGAUCACGCAUCUGCCCGGGUAAGAAGUUUUCUCAGGUUGAAUUUGUUGCGACCGUAUCAGCACUUUUGUGGAAGCACAGGAUAGCCAUCAGUCCGCGCCAAGGGGAAAAUUUGACGCAGGCGAGGGAACGAACACGUGGGGUUAUCGAGGACAGUGGCAUUACUUUCACCCUACGGAUAUGGAAGCCGGAGACGGUAGACCUGCAAUUCCUCCAGCGGUCAAAGGCCUCUUCAUAG